GACUUGGACGAAUAUGUUGAAAAUUUUAAUGGUUUUGUUGAUGAGUGGGAAGAAUUACUUGAUCAAGAAAAAAAAGUGCAAAGAGAUGCAGACGCCGAUUUAAAUUAUGAUCUAGAAGUGGAUAUCAAUAAUUAUCUACUUAAUCAAACACAUUCUGCAAUAGAAAUUAAAGCUAAAUGGAAUAUUUGUGAAAUAUUUAUUGAUGGUUUGGAUGCGUCUUUCAAUAUUAAAUAA
Molecule: messenger RNA, 234 nt
Organism: Scutellospora calospora
Lineage: Eukaryota; Fungi; Glomeromycota; Glomeromycetes; Diversisporales; Gigasporaceae
Source: the annotation of a GenBank genome assembly